This is a messenger RNA of Pneumocystis jirovecii RU7, 1818 nucleotides long. RefSeq lists its product as uncharacterized. Gene Ontology annotation, cellular component: intracellular membrane-bounded organelle; Mon1-Ccz1 complex. The record is from RefSeq and is a predicted model, not a curated record. The coding region runs from base 1 to 1818 and encodes 605 amino acids. Gene Ontology annotation, biological process: vesicle-mediated transport. Lineage: Eukaryota; Fungi; Ascomycota; Pneumocystomycetes; Pneumocystales; Pneumocystaceae. The transcript has 5 exons.
AUGACAAGUGUACGCUUUUCUUUAUCGAAUAAAUGUCCUCUCUCUUAUUUAGCUAUUUUCAAUCCUUCUCUUGGUCUUUCUGAAGGAUCUUUGCAUCAUCAAAUUCUUUUUUUUAUGUCAGAAACACUUCUUUCAUCUGAUGAUCAGCUACGUAAUAUCGGUUUAAUACAAGGGAUUUUGCAAUUUUCAGAGAAUUUCAAAAAAAAAGUAUUUAAUGAAUAUAUACAGUCAGAAAAUUAUGUAAUUAUCAUUACACAAGUUGAAGAUGGGUGGUAUAUUGUUGCAGUAAGUAAUAAGUCAUUUUCUGUUGCCUUUUUAAAAACAAAUCCUAUUUUUUGCCCACCUUUUACUGUAUUAUUUCAUUAUUUAUGUAACGGGUAUGAACAAUAUAAGCUUAUUUAUGGAUUAUUUAGUCAUACAUUACAAAUUAAGGGACGUGAUGUUUUAGAAACACAGUUAAAUGAGUGGUGGUCAAAAUGGGUAUGGAAUUUAGAUCUUACUCUUAAUGAUUUAUCUGUUUUAUAUAAUGCUAUUGAUAUGAGUCUUACAUCUCCUGAUUUUUAUUUAGAAGAAAAAUUGAUUAAAAGUAUAAAUGAAUUAAAGGCAAAUAAUGAUCGUAUUCUUGAUUUAAUCAUAUCAACUGUUUUAUUUCCUUUUCCUGAUCAUCAUACUAAGCAUAAUAAAGGUUGUCUCUAUGCAGGUGAUGGUAGUAUAUCAAAAAACAAUGUAAAAAUUCUUUAUAAUUGGCUUAAAUGUGAAAUUAAUGAAUUUUUUAUUAAUAAAAUGUACGAGGAAAAUAUGGUUCAAGAGUAUUUUGAAAACAAUACAAAUCAGGAUAAAAAAGGAAAAACCGUUUUUUUAACGUCAGAUUCUUGUUUCAAUUCAUCAAAUAAUAAUUAUAAACCAUUAGGAUCAUCUUGGAUGCCUAUAAAUCUUUUCGCUUUACCAUCAAUAUCAAUUGAUAUGAGCAACUUUGUUUCAUUUAUGUCUGGAAAUAAAUCUUUAGAAAAUCAAUCAGCAUAUAACUAUAAUUCAAAAAAUAAUAUGUUUAAGAAUAAUACUUUAGGAUAUUUUAUUUAUGGUCUUGUAGAAAAAAAUGGUGCAGAUUCUAUCAUUUCUGAGAAAAAACUUUAUCUUGGAAAUCAAAUAAAUGAAAAUAUAAUAAAUUCAACAUUAAAUGAUGAAGGGAAAAAUUUCAGUUUUAAAACAUUAAGUUUAAAUACUGAAAUAGAUUCUCAGUAUAUAUCUAUUUCUAUAUAUUAUUCAUAUCCUUUUAUUUAUAUGAUUCCACUUAGAAAUCAAAAUAUUGAUACAAAAAAUUCAGAAAACAUAUUUAUUAAAAAUAAUAUAUUUUAUAUAGACCUUCAAUGUUCAUUAGAACGAAUGACUGCAGAACUUCAAUCAUAUUUUAUGGAUUAUUCUAGGAAUUAUCCUUCUUUUUUUUGGCAUAUAAUAUUCGACCCUAAUACACGACAAUUGUAUAAUAAUAUACCAUUGUUAAAUGAUGAUUAUAAAAAGAAUGAAAAUAUAGAAAAAAAUCUUUCAACUAAAGAAUUAUUACAUAUACAUUGCUAUGUUUUAAAGAUUUUUGAUCAAAUAAUAAACACUGAAAAAGAAAAUGAAUUAGAAGAAUAUAUUUUAAAAACAUCAUGGAAUUUUUGGAUUUGUUAUUUGCAUAGUGAUGGGAAACAUAUAAUACUUAUUAUGAAGAAAGAUAAAAAUAAAGAAAAUCUUAUUAAUGAUUCUUUUGAAAAUGUUUUUCAAGAAGCAAAAAAAUAUGUAUCAGAGUUAUUAUAUACACCAAAUAUAAAAAUAUAA